AGAGGACCGCCAUUAUUAACAUUUAACCGUUAAUCGGCUACAUUAACGAAUGAUAGCCGAUUAUAUGUGUAAGUAGGAAACUGUCACUACCUGACAUAUUUCUGCCCGUAUCUUCGAGGAUAAAAUGGAGAGAGGCUCAACCGGUACUGCAGAAAAGACCGAGCCGGCUUCGUCUCUGAGGAAAAAUAUAAAUGAAGACACCUGCGCAGCUAAAUCCCACAGCUCCCGGGUUGAUUCCUGUGCUACUACAGAUGUCGCAAGGGCCAGGUGGACUCUACUGAGACAGGUGUUGCGUCAGAAGCAGGUGGACACUCCUGAGGUCAAACAGGUGUCUGUUCGAAGGUUUGCAACGUUUGACCUUUUCAAAAGGCUUCUGACACAAGACCCUAGUGAUACCUCGGAUGACCAGUGGGUGGAGUACAGAAGUGUCUACUUUCCUGAGUACAGUGCCUUACUCAGGGAUAACCUGGGACCUGUCAGAGUUAAUGAAGUGCUCAAGAGUUUUGACAACACCGGUAAUGUCUGUGUGUGGCCGUCUGAAGAAGUGAUGGCUCAUUACUGUCUGCAGAAACGCCACAUGUUCAAGGGUGCAGUGUGUGAGUUAGGAGGAGGUAUGACUUGUCUCGCUGGGCUCAUGGUUGCCAUUUGUGCUGACGUGAAUGAAGUUCUGCUAUCAGAUGGGAACGAGAAGUCCAUUCAGAAUGUACGAGGGCUGGCCGAGAGAAACAGGCAAGCAGGGAAGUUUGGCUCCACACAGGUUUCUGCCAGGGUGGUGAGGUGGGACUGUGAGUCAGACAUUUCGGCACUAGAGGGUCACUUUGACAUUGUCAUGUGUGCAGACUGUUUGUUUCUCGACCAGUACAGAGCCAGCCUGGUUGAUGCCAUAAGGAGAUUACUGCAACCCAACGGCACGGCGUUGGUGUUUGCUCCACAGCGAGGUGAAACUCUGAGACUGUUUUGUCAACUGGCCCAGCAGGCCGGACUCUGCGCCUCGCAACACCAGCAGUAUGAUGCUCAGGUCUGGGAUGUUCACUUAAAGAUGAUGACAGAAGGAAAAGACGCAUACGAUGAAAACAUCCACUAUCCUCUCCUCAUCACCUUGACCAAAGCACCUCCACCUGUCGGCCACACUCAGUGAACCAAAAAGUGAGCCCUCAAUUUAACACAGCACCGACCACUCCACGUGCUGUUGGAUAUUUGAGAUGGAACGAUGUCUCAAUAUCAAGUGUUUAGUCAGAAAGCAAAAACGAGACAUUUUUCAUAUCAAAACUGGCCCCUGGAAGGAUUUAUUACCAGAUGAUGCAUGGCUUCGGACAGUAUUUGAGCGUGCAUGUUUGCAGUUUGAAGUGUAAAAGAAAGACCUCAUUUCCAAAGCAGUGAGGAUAGACGAGGAGUAGGAAAGGAGGAUAUAUUCCAACCUAGUUUGUUUUAACCAUCUUCCAUAUGCCAAAAAAACUUAGGUCAGUCUCCAAAAUAGUCACUCAGUCAUUCAGCCCUUUAAUCAGUUCAUCCCUUUAGGUAAUCAACCAUCCAGGAAAGUGAACCCCAUUGCCAAACAGUCAAGUAACCAGUCUGUUAAAUUACCCAAUGUGGUAGUUAAUUAGCCAGUAAUCCAGUCAUCAUUCCAGCCAACAAGCCAGUCAGUUGCUUAGUCAUUUAACUAGUUGAUUAGUCAGUCAGUUACAUGGGCACAAUUUCCUCAGUCAGUCAUUCAGUCAGUUGGCCCUCUUUAACCUGUCAGUAUUAACCUAUGCCACUGUGUUUCUGGCCCCAGCAUGGAAGCCGGCUCUAAUUCAUUAUCACAGUCUGUGGAGCAGCUCACGGUUUCCUUUGUGUUUCCUUUAUUUCUCUUUCUUCCCUUCUUUAAUUUCUUCUAAUUCAACUCAUUCACCCCAGCCAGAGGUCAGUAUUAAGAAUGUCUUUUGUGCGUUACAUAUAACAGCGCAUUAACAUAUUGAGGCAUGUUCAGAUUAAGGCAUAAUUGCCGCUGCCCAAGAGCCACAGCUUGCACAUUACACAGCAACAUCACAUCAUAUUGUAAUUUAAUCUUGUUAUAAUGUACAACAGACACUUCAAUCCCACUAAUUUCACUCUUGCUGCUUUACUAGUAAUUUGUUAAAAAGUUUCAAACUGCCGCCUGAUGAAAGUCCAAAAUAAUUGUGUCACACACAUAUCAAGCCCCAUUGUGUCUGCUGUCAUAUCUCCUACAUGUUGCACUGAUAUCAAACAGUUUUUGUAACAGAAGUGGGGCUCGCCAGCUACAUCACUUCACUGACAAACAUUUAGCUCUUCAAAGAGACUUAGCAGGCAACAAUCAGAUCCUGUGGCUGCUGCUAAACGCUCUUAGUCUGAACCCACCUUCAGGAUGUGUGAGUGUGUCUGACGAGAGACAGAGAGAGAGAGAGAAUACAUUACAAUACACUACUUCUAAUCGCAUUUAUCAACUACUGACCCCAAUACUGUGGAAGAGAUUAAAAAAUAUAUAUCAUAUGCUGUAUAGGGCAUGGAUUCUUUGCAUCUUUUUUCUUUCUCACUGUUUUUUUAAUGCAGACCCAUCAAUGGUCUCUUAACCCCAAUGUCCACUGGGUGCAGACAGCCUGCUGCCAUUCCAGCUGAUGUGCCAAUAUCCACUGGCCCUGUUACGCAGCAAUGAAGUGCAUUCAUUUGAUCAUUCUUGAAAUUUUACGUACAGUAAACCAAUAUAUUUCACCUCCCAGAUUAAGUCUGAAGCAGGAGAAGUUAUGCUUCAGUUUUCUUUCAGCUAAUAUACACUGUUGACAAAGUACAGGUACAAACAUUGCAUGUUGAAAACAUCAACUAAAAUGAACAAAGUAUCUGUUACCACAAUGAUUAUGAAUGAGCUGCAGACCUAUUGUCAAUGUGCAUGAAAAAAAAGUGAAGCAACAUCCACUGGACCUCCAGGGAUUAGAAUAUGAUUUCAAGUUGAUAAACGAUGUGCAAAGACAGCUCUUAUAAAUUUCACAAUCUCCUCAUGUCUUCAAGUGCAAAAACUUUCAUACAUUUCAGAUAGAUUUCUUUUCCAUUUUUCUGUUUGCCUUUUUUCUAUCAGCACAACGGUUUUACUCAGGUCUUUCCAUGCAUUCAGCCGUUUCUUGUUUCUUGUGGUAUGUAAUAAAUGCCAAGUAUCAGUGGGCCACUCGAGCCUAAAGUUGUACCUAUCACUAGUAAAGUGUUUCCAUAUUUCACUGUGAUACAUUAAUGUACACAACAGCCAAGAAGCUAUGCAGUAUCUCCCAGUGGCUGCUGUUUACAUUCCUCAUGUUGAAAAAAAUAAUCCACCUUCAGAAAUGAGAGGUAGGCCUAUUCCCUGUGUGUGACUACUCAGAAAAGUAAAUUAAGCCAGUUUUAUCAGUGGUCUCAAUGCUUUGAGGACUUAAAUUGCAUUGCAACAGCGUUCCCAUUGCAAAGGUUUAGAAGUGUGUUUAAUUACAUUUUUAUCUGUAAUGCAGCUUGCUGUAUACCGUUGAUAUCUGUGGGCUAGCACAUAAAUACCAUCCCAACUGUGACUGUGUACAGUGACUGUAUCACUGCCUAGUGUGACAUCACCACCGCUAACAGUGGUGUCAAUGUAACACUUUGGCCUCGGACACCACUGUUUACUGUGACAUCUGCGCUGCGUUGCUGCUUCUUGCAACAUCACUGCCUCUGUUUGAGGCAAAAUCUUCACCUGGUGCACCCACAAUCUUUAGUGAUAAAGUUUUUGAGUACUCGGGCUGGUCUGGAUACAAUUUUUUGAUCUCCAAGUCUGGACUUACUCCAUGCAUACACUGGUUUACCUUUAAUCCCGAUAGACCACCUGCAUGCACAUUUUUUCAGCCUAAAAUGUAUAAAAACAGAGCAGCUAAUAUUAGUAGGGAGUGCAACAAGUAAGUGCAUCGCAACAUGUGUCUGUCGGUUUCAAUAAAAGCAUUCUGUUAUCCUACAGUAUAGAAAACAAAACAAAACAAAAGACAAAUAACCAAAUCCCAAAAGUAUCUAAAUAGUCCAGUGUCCGGGUCCAGCCCUAGUGUUUAUACAGUGAUGCUGUCACUACUUGUCGUGAUAUUAGUGCUUUGUGUUAGAACACCUUUCACUGUGACAUUAACAGAAAGUCAAGGAACCACUGAUAGUCAGUGUUAUUCAAGAAAAUAUCAUGUUCUGCAGCUGAGAAUAAUGUUUGGCAAACAUCAUCCAGGAGUGCUCUGUUCCAACAGAUUUAUGCCACUGUUGUUUUUAUUGUGGGAUAUUUCAGCAAGGCUAUUACUUUAAUUAUCAGAAAAAAUCCUUAGAAUUGUUGGUCAUUUGCAGGCCAUGUCCACACUAAUCCAGAUCCAUUUCACAUUGGAUCUACUUGUAUCUUUUUUCUCCACACUGAUCCUUUUUAUUCAGCCACCAUUUCUUUUCAUCUUUAUUCAGAUUGGAGAUAUAUGUUAAUUCACAAUUAUCAUAUGGUUUAUGUUAUUUCAGGGUUUGACACAAUACACAAAACUGUAUUUAUGAACCAAUUUUUUAAUAAUACUUUAUCUCCUUGGUGUGGACAUGGCCUCAUACAGUGAGUUUUUCUGUUCAAUAUAUUAAUUUAAUUCUGCUUCACUGUAAUCAAUGAGUAAUGAAUGUUGUAGUCUGCAGUCUUAGGGUGGGUGAUUUUUUUUUUUGUGAACAAAUAAAAAUACAUUUUCUUC
This is a messenger RNA of Centropristis striata (black sea bass), 4682 nucleotides long. It is a transcript of the gene camkmt, whose product is annotated as calmodulin-lysine N-methyltransferase. The record is from RefSeq and is a predicted model, not a curated record. Bases 125 to 1138 code for a protein of 337 amino acids. Gene Ontology annotation, cellular component: cytoplasm. NCBI's taxonomy places the organism in Eukaryota, Metazoa, Chordata, Actinopteri, Perciformes, Serranidae. The transcript has 12 exons. Gene Ontology annotation, molecular function: calmodulin-lysine N-methyltransferase activity.